Molecule: messenger RNA, 1693 nt
Organism: Alnus glutinosa
Lineage: Eukaryota; Viridiplantae; Streptophyta; Magnoliopsida; Fagales; Betulaceae
Product: putative F-box/LRR-repeat protein 23
Exons: 5
Coding region: 579-1433 (284 amino acids)
Molecular function (GO): protein binding
Source: RefSeq, a predicted model, not a curated record
UUGUUUGACAGAAGUCAAAAAAACCCACCUCCGUAUUCUUCAUCUUCGUCGCACAGUCAGGCCUAGAGAGAGACAGAACCAGACAAAAAAGAGUGGAUGACGCACGGUGGAGAAGAGGUGGUGCAUUUCAACUAGAAGGCUCUACGGUGGGCUCACGGCUGGGAGAGACCAAAGCUAGCAACAAUUUGGUUGAAGCGGAUUGGGGAUUAUCUUUAAAGGAAGAACUGAAAUUCCAGAAGCGACUUAUAAAUCUUAAGAAGUCUGCACUUAAAAGCAUUCAAGUUGGAAGAAGAAGCACACCGGCGAAUUACUGAUCGACACGUCACUUACCAGAAUCUGUGUCAACAAACGAGAAGCCAGAUCUGGGGUCAUACUACCAGAGGAAAUCAAAUGAAAAAAAAAAUAAAAAAAAUUACCUCUGUACAGUGGUGGUUCAUCCCCAGCUGGCGUGUUGUGGUUCUUUAGCAAAGUACAAUGGCUAUGGGCUCGUGGCUUACUGUCGUGACCCAGUGUUGCACGGUGCUUUUUGUCCACGAUUUGGCAUUUCCUAAAGCUCGGCAAAGUAAGAAAAUCUCGCGAUGGACCCUUCUCCUGACCCUGCAGACGAAUUCCGCAACUGGCUGGCUCUGCCCCGGGACGUGACGGCGUCGAUCCUGAUGAGACUGGAGGCAUUCGAGAUCCUGACGAGCGCGCAGAUGGUGUGCUCGUCGUGGCACAACCUCUACAAGGACCCGUCGAUGUGGCGCGCCGUCCACAUGCGCAAGCCCGUCCCCCUCUGGGAGUUCCCGUACGACGUCGAGAAGAUGUGCCGCAACGCCGUCGAUCGCAGCUGCGGCCAAUUGGUCCAUAUCAACGUCGAGAACUUCGGCACCGACGAGCUCCUCAGGCACAUCGCUGACAGUUCAAGUCAACUCAAAUGCCUUCGACUUGUAAGAUGCUAUCACAUUUCAGAUAAGGGAUUGAGUGAAGUGGCUGCAAAACUUCCAUUACUAGAGGAGCUUGUCAUUUCGUACUGUUUUUUGUCAAAAGAAGCUCUGGAAGCUGUGGGCCGCUGUUGCUCUCAUUUGAAAUCACUCAAAUUCAAUAGUCGGGAGCUGUGGCAUUUUAAGUAUGAUGAGGAGGAACUUGCAAUUGCAAUUGCAGAGAACAUGAGUGAAUUGCGCCACCUCCAGCUUUUCGGAAAUAGGCUGACUAACGACGGCUUGCAGGCCAUCCUUGAUGGUUGUCCUCACCUUGAAUCACUUGACUUGCGCGAAUGUUUCAAUGUCUCUCUGGCGGGGAAUUUGGGAAGAGGAUGUUCUGAACAGAUUAAAGACUUGUGGCGUCCACAUGAUUCCACCGAUGACUACGACUUCAAGUAUGAUCUACGCAUAUACAUAAGAUACUUCGAAGACUUAGAUGACUUCGAUGUCUACGAUGACCCCACCUAUUGACAUUUUUACGAUGGGGGACUUUCAUUUUAACUAGCUUAAAUGAAAUGACUCCUCUGCUGCAGGCUUGCUCCCUACUCUUGUCUCCCAAUAUUUUAAAUGUUUAAUUUUAGUGUUCGAGGUGUACUAAUUUUAAAUUUCGACGAUACUUUAUAUAUUUUUCAUUUGAAAUGAGGAGAUGGUAGGCCUAAAAUGUUCAAAUUAUGUAUCUUAUUUAUAACUUCUUUGUUAUAUAUUCUAUAUAUUUUAUUUAUCUCCCUUAA